GGCACCUGCCCUCCUCUGCUUUCAUUUCUCCCACAAGGUAAAUACUCUCUCUCUUCCUCUCUCUCUCGCGCUCACAGAAAACCUCCAUGGCUUCUUCUGCUUCAAUCACAACCGCCCUAUCUCGCUUUUCCCUAAUCCGAUUCUCCCUAAAACUCUCUCCGUCGUUUCCACACACAACCCCAUUUGUUCUCACUAAACCAAAGGCUCCGAAAUACCGGUUCCGCUUGUUUUCAAUGGCGUCCGAGCCGAAAGAAUCACCCGCCAACAAUCCGGGCCUCCACGCCACCCCAGAUGAAGCCACUAAGAGUUACUUCAUGCAACAAACUAUGUUUCGGAUUAAGGACCCUAAAGCCAGUCUUGACUUUUAUUCACGUGUGUUGGGCAUGUCGCUGCUUAAGAGGCUGGACUUUCCAGAAAUGAAGUUUAGUUUGUACUUUUUGGGCUAUGAGGAUCCUGCAUGGGCUCCAACUAACCCGGCUUAUAGAACAGUUUGGACCUUUGGCCAGAAGGCUACAAUUGAGUUAACACAUAAUUGGGGUACUGAAAGUGAUCCAGAAUUCAAAGGAUAUCACACUGGGAAUUCGGAACCUCGAGGCUUUGGACACAUUGGUGUCACUGUUGAUGAUACUUACAAGGCAUGUGAGAGAUUUGAACGUCUCGGGGUGGAGUUUGUGAAAAAGCCAGAUGACGGAAAGAUGAAAGGGAUAGCAUUCAUUAAGGAUCCUGAUGGUUAUUGGGUUGAAAUCUUUGACCUUAAAACGAUAGGAAGCAUUACAGGUGGUGCUUCGUGAGGAUAUGGCACCCUUUCUUCAGUUUUCACCUAAGGGGAUCGCCCUGGCGCCGUACCGGGAUAGAAACUGGUGAUGGUUGGGCAGGCAAUUUUUUUUUCUAUAUAAAGUGAAGUGUUUAGGUUUCUGUUUUUUAUCUCAACGAAAAGUGAAGCAUUCAAGUAGAGAGGCAUUGCGGAUAUUGUAUAAACAAUGGUCCUGAAUGAUCAGAGGCGGAUCCCCAAACGACUCAGUUGUCACUCUUGAUUUUGAGGUAGUUUAUUGUGAAAUAUCUUUGUUUGUGUAUUUCUAAAAUGUUAUAUAUAGAGAGGCAUUGCGGAUAUAAUUAAAAAAAAAGGUCAAAUAACUUUCAAGAAGGAAAUAUAGUACUGUCGGUUGGAAAUGUGAAUUAUAUACCCUAGUUUAAUUUCAAGAAGGAAA
Messenger RNA from Prunus dulcis (almond), 1208 nucleotides. Its product is annotated as lactoylglutathione lyase. Gene Ontology annotation, molecular function: lactoylglutathione lyase activity; metal ion binding. The coding region runs from base 87 to 791 and encodes 234 amino acids. The transcript is spliced from 9 exons. Lineage: Eukaryota; Viridiplantae; Streptophyta; Magnoliopsida; Rosales; Rosaceae. The record is from RefSeq and is a predicted model, not a curated record.